UUGGGAGUUUUGAACUGUAAAACCAAACUCCGUCUGGCCAUUCGCGCAGCCAAAACGACAAAUGAAUCUUCAAAACCACUUUUCGCGCACUGCAGGUUAUUUGAAUCACCUAUCUACUGUUCAUCUUCCUCGCCGGACUCACGAUUCUUCGUUUCCUGCCAUCGAAUCGCCGCCUUCUCUUGCCUAGUUUCAGGAAUGGGGGACCCGAUUCGAAACGGCGGCGCCGGCGCUUCGGCCGACUGCAUAUCGGAGAGCGAAAUUCCGAGCGGUUUGAACCGGAUUAAGACUAGGAGAGUCAACGCCAAUCUCGGAGGAGCUGAGGAUUCCGAUCAGUUUAACGACUCUCCGUCGCCGAGUGGUGGAUUUUUGAUACCUGGGGUUCAUAUGAAGCAUAGACACAAGACUUUUAAUGGAGGAAAUUCGAAAAUCGGCAGUUCGAAAGGAUUUCAGAAAGGAAGGAAGAUAGCUCAGUGGUUUACAUCAUCCCUUUUUAAGAAUUCAAAUCAAUCUUUAGGUGAUUGCCUAAGCACUGAGUCUAGUACAUGCGAGCUCACUAGGAUUGAGAAGGGCUCUAGAAGAAAAUUACGCAAGAUGAGAAAUAAUUUAUCGGAGGAUUCCCAAAACGUCACAUCUACACAUAAAGUGCCAAAAUGCAUUAAAAGUUUCUCACAUGAGCUGGGUCCAAAAGGGGGCCUUCAGUCAUCUUAUCCAAGGGCUCACAGCUAUAAUGAUUUGAAGGAGCUAUUGGGAUCACUUCGUGCAAGAUUUGACGCAGCAAAAGAAGUUGUGAACAUAGAGUUAGGUUCUUUCUCAAAGGAGGUGCUGGAAAUAUUGCAGGAAGCUGAUUCCUUAGCACCCGAUGAAUAUAAGAUGGCAGAUGAACUUUUUGAGCUCUCUCAUCAAUGUAUUGACAUGACCUCAUUAGACUUCCGCUCAAAUUGUGAAACAAUUGUCAGAGACUUGACUUUGAAGAGACAAACAUGUCAAGUUGAAUUGCUGAAAUUGUUAUGCACACGCUUCCUUUUUAUAUUGACUCGGUGCACAAGACUGCUUCAUUUUGAGAAGGAUUUUGGACAUGUGAAUGAACAAUCACUUGACAAGUUCAGAGAAUGUUUAGAAAGGAUCCCAUCUGUUGAUAUGAAUUGGGUUGUUAAUAGAGGUUUUGCGGAUUCAGAUGCAGGUGAUGUUUUGAAACAUAAAGGUGAUGGAAAGGUAGACUUGCAGAAAAAAGAUGGUACAAAUAUUCUUUCUUGGUCAAUUCAGACUAGGUCCAAGGAGCCUGCUGACGAGAAGAGCAAAGAGUUUAAUAAGAAUGACUCGUCUAGAAAUCAAAGGAGAUCUGAACUGUUGUUUACUGAAGCUUCAGAUGGUGAACAAUAUAAUAGAUUUGAUGAAAUGUUUCAGAUGGAACCUAUAAACAGGGAGAAAUGGUAUUCAGAUGAUUCUAAUCUGGUUAUUUGCCGGAUAUGUGAAGAACUUGUUCCCGCUACACACUUGGAGCCACAUUCGUAUAUAUGUGCUUUCGCUGAUAAAUGUGAUUCAAAACAUGUAGAUGUCAAUGAACGACUAUUGAAAAUUGCUGAGUUACUUGAAUACCUGUUAGAGUUGCGAAAUCCAAGAAAUCCUGAAACAAGUAUAAAUCCAGAAAGUUUGAGGGCAAGUACUGCAAAUUCUGCUCUAAAUACAGAAAGUCAUUCACCAAAGUGCAGUGAGUGGCGAACUAAAGGAAUGGAUGGACUGCUGGAGGACCUCCAUGAGAUGGAUACCGCCUGCAUUGAAGAUUCUCAUCUUGCCAAUUUGGUGAACCUGAAAAGCCACUUGCUAACUAAGGUGAACCACUAUGGCUCACCAUCCUCUAAUGGAAGCAUGACAUCAGCAUCAUCUACAAAUAGUCCUCGGGCAGGAAAUUAUGACAUAUUUUGGUUGGAUCAAAAUAACUUGUCAGAGCAAGAGGACAUGCAUCAGAUAAAUGACCUUGCUGAUAUUGCCCGCUAUGUAGCAGGGACUGAUCUUUCACAAGAAGGAUCCUACGAGUUCUUACUAUCUUGUAUGCAUGACCUGCUUGAGAUUUUGCAGCAUACCAAGUACAAAGCUUUGCUAGUGGAUACCUUUGGUGGCCGAAUAGAAAGCCUAAUUAGAGAGAAAUAUAUACUUGCUUGCGAUCAAGUGGAUAGUAUAGGACAUCCAGAAAGCACAAGGUCUUUGCUAGAUACAGCAUCUCAGAGUAGUGCAGCAUCAACUCCUUCCCAUCCGACGCAUAAAGAGCGAACAAGUAUUGAUGAUUUUGAAAUCAUCAAGCCAAUCAGCAGAGGAGCAUAUGGCAAAGUUUUUCUGGCUAGAAAGAGAGCUACAGGAGAUCUAUUUGCAAUUAAGGCUCUCAAGAAACUGGAUAUGUUGCGGAAGAAUGACAUUGAUCGAAUAUUGGCUGAGCGCAAUAUAUUAAUAACCGUGCGGAACCCUUUUGUGGUUAGGUUUUUUUACUCAUUUACCAGUACAGACAACCUCUAUUUGGUCAUGGAAUAUCUUAAUGGUGGAGAUCUAUUCUCUCUGCUAAAGAAAGUUGGUUGUCUUGACGAGGCCAUUGCUCGUACCUAUGUUGCAGAAUUGGUUCUUGCUCUGGAAUACCUUCAUUCUCUUGGAAUAGUACACCGUGAUCUGAAACCAGACAACAUAUUAAUUGCUCAUGAUGGGCAUAUCAAGCUAACAGACUUUGGAUUGUCAAAAAUUGGCCUGAUGAAUUGCCCCACUCAGCGAUCCAAUAAAGAGACUGGAAAAAGUGAUCUCAUAGAUACACAUGGUCAGCUCAAUAUAGACACUGAGGAUAGUCAUCAGUCUGCUGUUGGCACCCCAGACUACUUGGCACCUGAAAUUCUUCUUGGAACAGAGCAUGGUUAUGCUGCGGAUUGGUGGUCGGUAGGAAUUAUCUUAUAUGAAUUCAUUAAUGGAAUUCCUCCUUUCAAUGCUGAGCAUCCAGAGGUCAUUUUUGACAACAUUCUGAACAGAAAAAUCCCCUGGACUUCAGUUCCUAGUGAGAUGUCUUAUGAGGCACAAGAUCUGAUCAAUAGGCUUCUUGUUCACGACCCAAAUCAACGCCUUGGAGCCAACGGGGCAUCGGAGGUAAAAGCACAUCCCUUUUUCUCCGGAGUCGACUGGGAUAACCUUACCAUACAGAAGGCUGCAUUUGUGCCCCAGCCAGAGUGUAUUGACGACACAAGCUAUUUUGUGUCAAGAUACAAUUCUUCCGGAAUGGAAGUUGAUGAGAUUUCCGUGGAUUCAGACUCUGAUAGCUCUGAAUUGCAUACGACUUCUAAAGUUGAGAAGAUGGAUGAAUGUGGCGACCUUGCCAAUUUUGAUCCCUCACCCCUCGAUCUUUCGCUGAUAAAUUUCUCCUUCAAGAAUUUGUCACAGCUGGCAUCGAUCAACCAGGACGUCCUGUUGCAGAGUGAAAAAGAGGCGUCAAAAUCCAAAGGUGGGUCGUCGUAAUUAAGCAUGCUUUUCUUUUUGUUGAUUUUAGCAUUGAACGUAGUUAUGCAUGCCUCUUUGGUUUUUACAUGGUAAGAGGGAUCUUCUAGUCUUCUUCUGUAUAUAAUCUAAGUCUAGUUGAGCUAGUCGGAUUAGUCCCGAGGAUCAUUCUCGAGCGACGACGCAACUGUAUUUAUUUGUCCAGAGCGUCUUCGACUUCAUUCUUAAGUUCCUUUGUAGAGACUAAAAUGAAAGACAGAGUUAGAGGUGGUAGAAAGGUUUAUGAUGGGUGGGGUGGGUAACGUAGCAUUUUUGGUCUCAUAAAACGGCUCCCUUAUAACGACUAUUUGAAAUUCUCGUUUUUAUGCAGCUUACUUACAUUGAUGCAUGUCUUAGAAUAUAACUUAGCCUUGUGAUAAAUUGUUCACUGUAAAGAUGUGUAUUAGUUAAGGGUUUGUUUUGUUUUUAUUUGAAAUUGUAUUUUUUUAUUUGAAUUUUAAUUUAAAUAAUUUUUUCCCUAAGCGUUUUUAAUAAA
Messenger RNA from Andrographis paniculata, 3997 nucleotides. Its product is annotated as probable serine/threonine protein kinase IRE4. Gene Ontology annotation, biological process: intracellular signal transduction; peptidyl-serine phosphorylation. NCBI's taxonomy places the organism in Eukaryota, Viridiplantae, Streptophyta, Magnoliopsida, Lamiales, Acanthaceae. The coding region runs from base 196 to 3483 and encodes 1095 amino acids. Gene Ontology annotation, molecular function: protein serine/threonine kinase activity; ATP binding. The record is from RefSeq and is a predicted model, not a curated record. The transcript has 17 exons.